Molecule: messenger RNA, 1644 nt
Organism: [Candida] anglica
Lineage: Eukaryota; Fungi; Ascomycota; Pichiomycetes; Serinales; Debaryomycetaceae
Source: the annotation of a GenBank genome assembly
AUGCACCUCGACUUUUUUUGGCAACACCACCAAACUCAACCCACAGCCCCACCCACCUGCUCUCCUCCCACCCCCCUCCAACCGGCUAUGGAGAAAGACGUCGCUAGUCCCGAACGCCGACAAGCCUCCACGGUUGCUGCUGCGACAACCGCCGCGGUCAGUGGCAACAGGAGUGACGCCAACGACCGGUCUGAUCUUUUCUCGCAUUCUCGACCGAGCCCAUUCGAGCCCACCCUGCCAGCCUCACACCCUCUGGCCAUCCACCAGUCGAGCCAACCCACACGCAGCAUGCCCGCUAGCCAGCCCAUAGCUCCACCCUCGCCAAUACCGACGGAGGGCGACCCUGUGGCGGCGACUGUCCCUUCUUCUUCUUCUUCUUCUUCUUCUUCUUCUGUGUCGUCGCGAACAUCGCCCCUCCCACCAACCCACAGCACCGCGUCCAACCAAACAGUAUCCCUCUCGACGGCCGGGAUCCGGGCCCUCGUGUACCAGCUCCAGGCCAUCUACAUCCGGACGCCCGUCAAGCUCUUCCGACCCUCGCGCUUCGACUACCUCGCGUACGUGUGUGAGCUUGCCAACCAGCACGAGAACCUCACCACCAAGCCUUAUUCCAUCCGGACCCACUCUUCCUUGGGCAUGCUCUUCAACGUGGUCCGUAAGGAGGGCUGGAGGUUCAUCCCGGACAAGGUUCUCCCCCCAUUGCUCGCCAACUCCGCCACCGGGCUCAUCCUUUACGCGUCAUAUUUGACCGCCUUGGAUCUGUUCACGGGGGCCACAGCCGCAGCAUCUACUGCCACAGCUUCCACUGGCACUGGCACUGGUACUGGCACUAGCACUGGCACUAGCUCUGGUGGAUCAAUCCCGGCCUACUCCUUUGUAGACACUUGGAAGGCAGGAUUCCUUGCCGGGGCCGCACAAUCACUUGCUGCGGCUCCGGUGGACGCCAUCUACACUCGGCUGAACGCAGCAGAAAUGCUCAAUGGCCACCAUCAAAACCUCUGGGUGUACGGACUCCAGAAGCUCCGCGAGAUCGGACUUGUUGGAGUCUUUGCCGGCUACUCGUUCUCCCUUGUCAAGGAAAGUUUGGGCUUUGCCUUUUAUUUCUCCACUUUUGAAACCGUCAAGACCCGAGGCUACAACGCCACCUAUCGGAUGGUGCGGGCGUAUCGUCGCUUCAAGCUCCGUUGGAACCAUUUGGUUCCCUCGGCCUGGCGUCUGUCACAACCCCCCCUCGACCCAACAAAGGUCCACCUAGAACAAACAAGACUGACCAAAAUCCUCCGAUCUUCAUUUGUGCUCAUUGCUGGGGCUCUGGCAGCCUUCUCCCUCUUGGCGGUGCAAUAUCCUCUCACCAAGAUCCAGAAAAUGCAUCUUGCCCGUCUAGAAGUGUUGGACAUCUACAGUGCGUCCUCGGCCCCGUCGUACCGACCCUUUGUCAAGCUCUACUACAACCUGUACAUCGACACCUACCACCAGAUGAUCAAGAUCAAACAGAAGCUGAAGCUCACGUGGUUCCAGCUCGGAUACAAGGGGUUUGUACGCAAUGCCCUCACCACCAUCCCGGCCACCUCGGUUGGACUCUUGGUGUUUGAGAUCAUGCGGACAAAGCUUUCUGAUCUGAUCGAUGAUGGAGUCUUGGAAUAG